Mobula hypostoma (lesser devil ray) is the source of this 440-nucleotide messenger RNA. RefSeq names its product COP9 signalosome subunit 9 (gene cops9). The transcript is spliced from 3 exons. The record is from RefSeq and is a predicted model, not a curated record. Bases 72 to 245 code for a protein of 57 amino acids. Gene Ontology annotation, biological process: negative regulation of protein neddylation. Lineage: Eukaryota; Metazoa; Chordata; Chondrichthyes; Myliobatiformes; Myliobatidae.
AAACGGCGGUGCACCGGAAGUUCCGGUUUUGAGUCCGGGCUUUUGGUCCGUUACAGGGAAUUGUAGUGAGAAUGAAACCGGCGGUGGAUGAGAUGUUUCCGGAAGGUGCUGGGCCAUAUGUAGACCUGGAUGAGGCAGGGGGAAGUUCGGGACUUCUGAUGGACCUUGCAGCUAAUGAAAAAGCAGUUCAUGCAGAUUUCUUUAAUGAUUUUGAAGACCUCUUUGAUGACGAUGAUAUUCAGUGAUUCAUUCUCCUUGCUUCAUCCAUACUUCAAGCAUAGAAGAGGAAAGAAAAUGGGCAACAACUUAGCACAUUUACAUACAUCAAAAUAUCAUCAAAAUCCUACCAGUGAAUUUCAUUUUUUGUGUUAAAAAUGUAAAUUCAUUUUAUUAAGUUAACAACAUUCUGCGUAUUUCUGUAAAAUAAACUUGAAACUUCU